Molecule: messenger RNA, 1647 nt
Organism: Boeremia exigua
Lineage: Eukaryota; Fungi; Ascomycota; Dothideomycetes; Pleosporales; Didymellaceae
Product: ferric reductase like transmembrane component-domain-containing protein
Exons: 3
Coding region: 1-1647 (548 amino acids)
Biological process (GO): iron ion transport; copper ion import; intracellular iron ion homeostasis
Cellular component (GO): plasma membrane
Molecular function (GO): ferric-chelate reductase activity
Source: RefSeq, a predicted model, not a curated record
AUGCUUGCCGUUAUCUGCGCUUACCUCAUCAUUUUUUCUCUGGUAGGCAUAACAUACAAGAGCUGGAAAACACCCAUCAAGGGUACCGACCUUCACAACAUCCGCAGCGGUAUUGGUGGGUUUGCAGAUCGCCUUGGUGCAUUUGCAUUUGCUCUGACACCAUUGACCAUUGCGUUAUGUGCGCGCGAGUCAGUUCUCUCUCUUCUCACCGGCAUCCCAUACCAAAGCUUCAACUUUCUGCACCGCUGGACGGGGAGAAUCAUCCUUGUGCAAUCAUUCGUUCACUGCAUUGUUUGGACCGUUGUUGAGGGCUAUCUUUACCAACCACAGCCCAAAAUCUAUGUCAAUUGGAUCAAACAGGAGUACAUGAUAUGGGGCAUUGUAGCACAAGCUUUGAUCACUUUCCUAUUCGUCUUCAGUCUAAGGCCUGUGAUAAGAUGGACAGGCUACGAGUUCUUCCGCAAAUCUCACUUCCUGGUGGCAAUCCUGUAUAUUGGUGCUUGCUGGGGUCAUUGGAAGCAACUCUCUUGUUGGAUGAUAGCCUCGUUCGCACUUAUGGGUUUCGACCUCGUUGCUCGCACCGCCCGCACCUUUCUCAUACACUUUGGCUACAAAGAUGGGAGCAGUGGAUUUGGUUUCCGCUCUAUACCUGCCAAGAUGGAGAUUCUCAAAGACCCAACAGGGACAAUUAUUCGUAUGACGUUUUCCAGCGAACAAUCAUGGGAACUCGGCCAGCAUUUCUAUCUCACCUUUCCCGCGCUCGGUAUCUGGCAAUCGCACCCUUUCACACCAGCAUCAAACCCGAACCCCAAUUCUCCAGUGCAGACUCACACCUAUAUUAUUCGCGCCUGCAACGGUGAGACCAAGAGACUGGCGGAGCUUGCGGAAGCAGCCGCGAACCGCUACCCUCACGGCGAUGAUACGACCCCCGUCAUCCUGCAAGGUCCAUACGGCGGCUCAAUAAUCAACAACGAAGUUUCAAACAUUCUUGCCAUCUCUGGUGGCACUGGAAUCACUUACACGCUUCCACUCAUCAAGGCUGCGCUGGCUGAAGUUUCGCCAGUGCGCAACAUCGAACUUGUCUGGACGAUUCGCCAUACCGAGAACCUGGCUUGGAUUGGCCCCGAGCUUGCGUACCUGAAGUCGCAGCUCAAUCAAGCCGCUACACAGAUACAUCAUAGCCUUGAUGAAGACAAGCUCGAGAAAGCACCCAUUGUCUCCGUUGAGACGAAAAAGCGCUUCCGGAUCCGCAUCUUUGUGACCAGACCAGAUGCUGCGAAACAGCAGCGUCCCGUCCGGCCGCAGAGACCAGACGAGAAGGACAAAGACUUCGGUUUCGACGAAAAGCUGUCGCCCGUGUCAUCAGUCUCUAGUGACUUCGACUCAGAGAUUGAGGAUCUAAUCCAGGAGCUUCCUAAUUUCAGCAUUACCUAUUUGAAUAAUGCACGGCCGCAGGCGAACGGGUUGGUCGACGCGUUUAUGGAUGAAACAGUUGAAAUUGGCAGAACACAGGUUGUCGGUUCCGGCCCACCGGAGCUUGGGACACAGAUCAGAGCCGCGGUUGCUGCGAGGAAUCUGCCAGGGAAUGUGUGGCGUGGGGAUGAUAGGGGAGAUGUCGAGUGUGUGUGGGACGACAGAAUGGGUUAA